UCUACUGGGAUAUCUUUGACCAAAUUAUGUUUUUCUUUAUUCAUUUAAUGUGAAUUUCUAUAGAGAUUUAUUUUGCACAUAUGCAAUUUAUUGUGAAAGCAUCAUGUAUGUCAUCUGAGCCGGAAAUUGGAAUAACGUGUAUAAAUUUGACACCAAGGUCAGGAAUAUUGCACUUAUUCAAACCAUGCUUUGUAGGCUCUGUAUCAUAACAUGUUUCUCUACAUUUGUACAGUGUGCAUCAACACGGAGAGGAUUCUGUACCGGACCAUUCAGAUGUUGUAGAGGGUACAAAUGGGACGCCCAAACAGAAAGCUGUGUCGGUUGCCAGUAUCCCUAUUACGGACUGCUUUGUCGCUAUGUGUGUGAUUGUACAGAGCAGAACUGCAACAGGUUUAGAGGUUGUAGAACAACACCUAUAACUACAGGUAGGAUUAUUCAACAUUUCGCAUCCACGGUGAACACUUUGCAAACAGACAUGUCGUCUUCCUUUCUGAGAAUCACCCAACCAUCCAUUGCAUCACCACACACCACUCAACCAAAAGUUGGAAUAAAAGAACCAAACGGUGAAUUCAUUUAAAUUUUGAUUUCAUUGUAAUCUAAAGGGAGUCAAUGCAACCGAACAGACCAGGCCCCUUGAAUCUCUAGUGAGGUACUCUAUCAUCUGAGCUCUCUGGUCAUCGUCGAUCUAAACCGUUUGGCCGCCAUAUUCCUCCCUCCUGAAAUGUCUUCAACCCAGGAUUUUUAUCCCCCUGACUAGUAGGUUCACCUCUCAGUUCCAGUGGCUGGUCUACAGUAACAAAUGUGAUAGGACGGGGGAAUGCAAUGGACCAGAUCAGGGUUCAAAUUCAGCUCCGGUGUAUUGCAAUGUCUCGCUUCCUGUUACAACAUAAUUAUAUUAGAAUCCAUGAAUUUAUUUGCAGCAGAGACGGAAAAUAGAAUGUAUAGAAUAGCCAGAUGUCCUCUAAAAACCUAUCAAUGUCGUAUACCAAAAUCGAAAAGAUAAAAGUAAUCGAGAUUAGAAAAGUUUAUUCAAAACAGCCUGUGAUUUAUGUAAUCCCUGCACAAUCCAUUUCUCAAUAUUUCUAAUGAGUACAUAGAUGACUUACUAAAUCUUAAAGAUAAUACUCGGUUUAAGAGACUGAUAUGUCUAAAUUAGCGUUACGCUAUUUCGAUACAUGGAAGCACUUGGUAACGACUCGGUCUUAUUCAUUUGUACCUGUGAAUAAUAACUGAUUGAUGACAACGAACUGUCGGUGAGUAUAUCUCAAGUCUUUCAGUUGAUUAGUAUAAUUAUUAUUUAUCUUUUCUUGGAUUAUUUUGUUUUCAUACAACCUACAUGUAUCUAUAUAUAUCAUUAAUCACGUGUGGUCGUUUUCAAAUUUAAAAACAAUUUAAGGGGGAAUGGGCCAUCGUCAUGAUGGCGGUAAUUCCGGUGAAACUCCAUUGUCUUCCAGUGGAAAAAAAAUGAUUUACUCGUGUAACAACUUAGGAACCCGCAAGCAAAGUGAAGGGAAAAUGUGAAGUACCAUAGUGUUAAGUUUCUUUAUCCUGCCAACGCCUGCCAUGACACGGGACCUCCACCUUUAAGGUCAUAUCCGAAAGACCUAUGACUUUCGCUUCUAAAUGCCGAGUAUUUGGUGAAGGGGUAAUAGAUCUAACUAUCAAAGCUUUACAUCUGAUGUUUACCGAGUCCAUGUCAUCAGCAGGAUCGAACUCACGACCUCUAAGUUACGAAGCGAGCGUUCUACUGCUGAGCUACCGCGACCGUUCAAAAAACGAAGGUAAGUUCACAUAAUUCUAUGAUGUGUAUCUCAAGCAAACCUUUUAUCAUAUAUAAAAUAAACGAAUAUAUGGUUAUCACCAAAUCAACAUAAAUACCAUUACUGAAUUAACUGGACUUUUUAAAUAAACAUACAUGUAUCACGUGUAAGGAAAUUAUUACAUCCUUAUUAUUGAAAUUUUAUGUAUAUGAAAUAGUGUUUUUUGCUUUUGAAAGAUAUAGUUUGUACAUGCAUGAAUACGAAUUUCAAUUCUGUUUAUGUUUUAAAAGGGAAGAGAGAAUGGCCUGACAGAUUAGGGUGCUAUAUGUAAAUUAUACACCCUGUACUAUUGGUCCUGGCCAUUUGUAUUCAAGGUUAAUGGCAUAACAUCUAAAUUAGGAAAAUAGUUAUAUAUAAUAUGCAUUGCUGUGAAAUAGAAUAUUGCAGUCAUUUAGUAGAAUGUAACAUUUCUUCCUUAAAAGGAACACAUGCACUUCUGUGUCAGAUCGUGAGCCUGUUCAGUCCAGUGAUGAAGAUGAAUCAGUUUGAUGUAGAUGAACAUGUGUAUGGUGACUCCAAAGGGUUAUGUACAUAGUAAUAGUAUGCGGAAGGGAUGUACAUUGUUGAACCUGACAUUUUGGCAGAAGAUCUACAUUGUUUACAUCUAAUUGAAAUUUCAUUUUAACAUCAUUUUUGGAUUUAGAAGAAAUACAUUGAAGUGUUACUGAAAUGUACAUGUAUGUAUCUAAUGUAUACAUCAAAUAUUUGUAAAUCAAAUACUAGCUGCUUCAAACUUCCCAGCAUAUUCCAGUCUGCCAUAAAAAAUUUACUUUUAAGAGAAGCAUGCUUUUAUGUCAUCAAUAUAAUGUGCAUUUUCUAUUUACAGAAGUUGGUACAGAUUUAACCGCCACGUUUCAAGAAAUUGAAGUUUCAUGUGUAAAAAAAAAAAUUAAAACAACCUUUUCCAAAAAUGAUAAAAAAAAAAAUGCCUACAAAUAUUGUUUUGAUGUAUCUUAAUUCAGAUAGCAUAAACAGUAAUAUAUCAAUGGACAAAAGGAGGAGUUUUGGAGUAUGCAAUAGAAAAUUAAUGAAAUUCAAUUUUUGUUAAAACAUGAAUAAAAAAAUUGUGAAAAAUGAAUGACAAAUACUUGUGAUCUAGGGUAAAGGAAUAAUGGUACAGGAAAAAGCACCAGGUGUAUAUCAUUCCGCCUGAAGACAUGCAACACGAAGAGAGAAAAUGCAACGGACCAAACCGGGAUUUGUACCCGGGGCCUUUGAAUCUCUAGUCAGCUGUUCUACCAACUAAACACUCUGGUCACCGUCGAUCGCACCCGUCUAACCGCCACAUUCCGCAUUCCCUAAAAAUGUCUUCACGCCUUGAAAACAUCAACCAGUCAUGUGUUCUACCAACUGAGCUAUCUGACCACCGGCGAUCAAAGUCGUCGGACCGCCGCAGAUACAUACCAGUCAGAUGUUGUAGAGGGUACAAAUGGGACGCUCAAACAGAGAGCUGUGUCGGCUGCCAGUAUCCCUAUUACGGACUGCUGUGUCAGUAUGUAUGUGAUUGUACAGAGCCGAACUGCAAAAGGUUUGAUGGUUGUCGAACAACACCUAUAUCUACAGAGGCUGGAACAUACACGAGGGUGGAUACAGGAAUAGCAAGCCUUUCUACAGAACCGGCUCUAACAACGGGUUCACACACUUCAGUGACCCACGACAAUACAACAGAAGGGCAGGAUUCCACAAGACAAGGAAGUCUGGCCUCCACAACAAGACAAGGAAGUCUGGCCUCCACAGCAAGACAAGGAAGUCUGGGCUCAACAACAAUACAAGGAAGUUUCGGUUCCACAACAAGACAAGGAAGUAAAGGUUCCAGAUUCUUCACGAACAGGGCACUAAUAAUAACUCUUGUUUUCCUUUCCAUUUUGGUAAUUUUGUUGAUUCUGGCCUACGUGUCGAUUCGAGUUUCUGAUGCUGUGAAUACACGACUGCGAGGAAGAAUUUCAGAACAGGAAGCUGCCACGCCGAAUCAAUACGAGGAAAUAGAGCUCAAUGGAAUGACUCAAUUAUCCUAAAAGAUUGCUGCUCUUUAUAUUUAACCCUUUCUCUACCGUAUCGGUCAAUAUGACCGAUAGCGCGUAAAAACAAGGCUACGCAAAAGGAGUGUCUAUAAAUCUUUGAAACUACGGACGUAAUAUAUAUGUUUUAUAUAUCAUAUUUUUGGAAAUUUUCUAUAUUUUUUAACUAUGUAAAAAUCAAUUGAAUAAAUAAAGCCAUUAAAUUAAAAAAAGCAUUUAAAAUGAAAGAUGACUUCGUCUAAAUAUUACGCAACGCUUUGUCGCAAGGCCAUUUCCCCCCUCGCUAUGAUUUUUUUUAUUUUCCCUAUGAAUGCAAUAUUUUUUAUAUUUUUGAGAAGCAUAUAUUCCCUGCUUUCAGUACAUAUAAAAAAUAUUUUUAAUGCCUGGCAAAGUUAUAAGAAAAUAGCAAUUUUUUGCACAUAUACGUUAUUUUACGAUUUUAUUUCUCAAUGUUUAAACAGAUCGGCGUUUUAUCUAUAUUUAUAUAUGGAAAUAGGGAAAAGUAAAUACAUUCUGUAAAAGUAGAGGAAAUGUUCUUUUUGAUGGACCCUUAUUCAUAUUAUAAUUCUCUGUAGUUUUUAUAUUACGAUAAAAUGAAAUUGGGACAUGCUGCGCGGUUUUCUUAAAAAUUAGCGACAAAUCGACGUCGCUAACAGCAAUCGACGCGCGUCGCACAAUAAAGUGGUGAAAACUAUUUGUAUUGUCCUUUUUUUUUAGUAAAUUCAGUACCUGUUGAUACACUAAAACAACAUACAUACAUGUAUGAAAUAAUCA
Molecule: messenger RNA, 4612 nt
Organism: Ostrea edulis (European flat oyster)
Lineage: Eukaryota; Metazoa; Mollusca; Bivalvia; Ostreida; Ostreidae
Exons: 8
Coding region: 3125-3835 (236 amino acids)
Source: RefSeq, a predicted model, not a curated record